Messenger RNA from Elephantulus edwardii (Cape elephant shrew), 852 nucleotides. RefSeq names its product serine/threonine kinase 19 (gene WHR1). Gene Ontology annotation, biological process: protein phosphorylation; positive regulation of Ras protein signal transduction. The record is from RefSeq and is a predicted model, not a curated record. NCBI's taxonomy places the organism in Eukaryota, Metazoa, Chordata, Mammalia, Macroscelidea, Macroscelididae. Gene Ontology annotation, molecular function: protein serine/threonine kinase activity.
UGUCACUUCUCGGCGCCGGAAGAUCCUAUUUGAAUGCUCUCUUCCCUCGGUUCCUGCCCCCUUCCCAGCGCCAACAAGGCAGAAGUUCAGGAAAUGAGCCGGAAGAGACAUCGCCUAGUGUCAGACACCUUUGGGCUGAAAAGGCGGCGACGAGAUGGAAAAGUGGAUCCUUUGAGGGGCGAGUCAGGGUCGGCGCGCGCUGCGGUGCUGGAGCUUGUCAGUCUGUUUCCGCGAGGCCUGUUCGAGGAUGCUCUCCCACCCAUCGCGCUGAGAAGCCAGGUGUACAGCCUCGUGCCGGACCGCACCGUGGCCGACAGACAGCUGAAGGAGCUUCAAGAACAAGGGGAGAUCAGAGUCAUCCAGCUGGGCUUCGACUUGGAUGCCCAUGGGAUUAUCUUCACUGAAGACUACAGGACCAAAGUUCUUAAGGCCUGCAGUGGUCGACCAUAUGCUGGGGCAGUGCAGAAGUUCCUGUCUUCAGUGCUUCCAGCCUGUGGAGAUCUUAGCUUCCAGCAGGACCAGAUGACGCACACCUUUGGCUUCAAGGACCCAGAGAUCACGCAGCUGGUAAAUGCCGGAGUCCUCACUGUUCGUGAUGCUGGGAGCUGGUGGUUAGCUGUGCCUGGAGCCGGGAAAUUCAUCAAGUAUUUUGUUAAAGGGCGCCAGACUGUCCUUGGCAUGGUCCGGAAGGCCAAAUACCGGGAGCUACUCUUGUCCGAGCUCCUGAGCCGGCGGGCACCCGUUGCAGUGCGCCUUGGCCUCUCCUACCAUGUACAUGACCUCAUUGGGGCCCAGCUGGUGGACUGUAUCCCCACCACAUCUGGGACCCUCCUCCGCCUGCCAGAGACCUGA